This is a messenger RNA of Ochotona princeps (American pika), 1728 nucleotides long. It is a transcript of the gene CERS2, whose product is annotated as ceramide synthase 2. The transcript is spliced from 11 exons. Gene Ontology annotation, cellular component: membrane. Gene Ontology annotation, biological process: ceramide biosynthetic process. Gene Ontology annotation, molecular function: sphingosine N-acyltransferase activity; DNA binding. The coding region runs from base 141 to 1283 and encodes 380 amino acids. The record is from RefSeq and is a predicted model, not a curated record. Lineage: Eukaryota; Metazoa; Chordata; Mammalia; Lagomorpha; Ochotonidae.
CGUGGGCUGCGCCAAACGCCUUCCGCAAAGGAAAACCAUUGUUACUAUGAAAUCAAAGACGAACAAAGGGCAUAGCCGGAAAACUCAAAACACUGUACGAAACAAGGUGACUCUGUUGGGCACCGUCUACCACGGUGAGGAUGCUCCAGACCUUGUAUGACUACUUCUGGUGGGAACGCCUGUGGCUUCCUGGGAACUUGACCUGGGCUGACCUAGAAGACCGAGACGGACGUAUCUAUGCCAAAGCCUCGGACCUCUACAUCACACUGCCCCUCGCCUUGGUCUUCCUCAUCAUUCGCUACUUCUUUGAGCUUUACAUAGCCACUCCCCUCGCGGCCCUCCUGAAUGUCAAGGAGAAAGCACGGCUGCGGGCCCCUCCCAAUGCCACCCUAGAGCACUUCUACCUGACCAGCGGCAAGCAGCCCAAGCAGGCAGAGGUGGAGCUGCUGUCCCGGCAGAGUGGGCUGUCUGGCAGGCAGGUAGAGCGCUGGUUCCGCCGCCGCCGCAAUCAGGACCGGCCCAGUCUGCUUAAGAAGUUCCGAGAAGCCAGCUGGAGGUUCACAUUUUACCUGGUGGCCUUCAUCGCUGGCAUGGCUGUCAUCAUGGAUAAACCCUGGUUCUACGAUUUGAGGAAAGUGUGGGAAGGCUAUCCCAUCCAGAGCAUCGUCCCUUCCCAGUACUGGUACUACAUGAUCGAGCUCUCUUUCUACUGGUCCCUGCUCUUCAGUAUCGCCUCUGAUGUCAAGCGGAAGGAUUUCAAGGAACAGAUCAUCCACCAUGUGGCCACAAUCAUCCUCAUCAGCUUCUCCUGGUUUGCUAACUAUGUCCGAGCCGGGACGCUCAUCAUGGCCCUGCACGACUCUUCGGACUACCUACUGGAGUCAGCCAAGAUGUUCAAUUACGCCGGGUGGAAGAACACCUGCAACAACAUCUUCAUCGUCUUCGCCGUCGUGUUCAUCAUCACCCGACUGGUUAUCCUGCCCUUCUGGAUCCUGUAUUGCACACUGGUGUACCCACUGGAGCUCUAUCCUGCCUUCUUUGGCUAUUACUUCUUCAACCUCAUGAUGGGGGUGCUGCAGCUGCUGCAUGUCUUCUGGGCCUACCUCAUUUUGCGCAUGGCCCACAAGUUCAUAACUGGAAAGCUGGUGGAAGAUGAACGCAGUGACCGGGAAGAAACGGAGAGCUCAGACGGGGAGGAGGUCAUGGCUGGGGGAGGAGCCAAGAGCCGGCCCCUGGCCAAUGGCCACCCCGUCCUGAACCACCACCAUCCUAAGAAUGACUGAACCAUUGUCCCAGCGCCGGCCUUGCAUAUUCAUGCAGAAAGACAAGAAACUGCCCCACCUUCCCGACAGGGCCACUCUGAGUUCUGGGGAGAAAGUGGGAGGAAGGGCUUGGGUUCUUCCUCCCUGCUGCUUUGUCACCCAGAGGCCUCUAAACCAAAUCCUAACCAGCUUAUCCCCAGGUAGAGGGGAGGCUGGUUGCUUCCUCCGUCAGAGGGGAGAUGGUCUUACUUUCCCCUCUGUCUUCCAAGUUGUCCUUUCAGUUGCUUUGGGGACCCUUCCUUAGCCCUGGGGAGGGGGGGCAGGGGUCACCAGUCACAUUCCUCCUCCUUUAGAAAUCUGGCCCCAGCUGUUUACCCUUGACCUCCAGAGCCAGGACUGUGCCUUACUGUCUCACCUGUGGGCCUGCCAAAGCUGGACCAAGGCUCGCCUAAAGACUCCCUAACUC